Messenger RNA from Glycine soja, 2370 nucleotides. RefSeq names its product dnaJ protein ERDJ3A-like. NCBI's taxonomy places the organism in Eukaryota, Viridiplantae, Streptophyta, Magnoliopsida, Fabales, Fabaceae. The coding region runs from base 122 to 1864 and encodes 580 amino acids. The transcript has 7 exons. The record is from RefSeq and is a predicted model, not a curated record.
CCGUCACCGUCACGGUUAUCUCUGAUAAACUAACGUUCCUCUGCAUCAAAAAAAAAAAAAAAACAACUAACUUCCUAUUUCCGGUUUCAAAUUCCUUCCGGCGACACAUUCGGAUCCCAAUAUGAAGACCCGUUUUCCCUCCACACGGGUCAUCUUCGUGGCCUCGCUCUGUUUCCUCGCAAGCUUCGAAUUAUUGCAAGCCAAAACCAUCGACCCCUACAAGGUUCUUGGGGUUGAUAAAAAUGCAAGUCAGCGGGAAAUUCAGAAGGCUUUUCACAAGCUAUCUCUUCAGUAUCACCCUGACAAGAACAAAUCCAAGGGUGCACAAGAGAAGUUUUCUCAGAUCAAUAAUGCAUAUGAGAUUUUAUCCGAUGAAGAGAAGAGAAAGAAUUAUGACAUGUAUGGAGAUGAGAAAGGAAACCCUGGAUUUCAAGGUGGCCAUCCUGGAGGUCAGGGUGGAUAUACUUUUACAGGGGGUGGUCCUGGACAAAGCCAUUUUAACUUCAAACCAGGGGGUGACUGGCAAGGUAUGGGCGGUCAGGGAGGAUCUAAGUCAUUCUCCUUUUCCUUUGGUCGUGGCUCAGGUGAUUCCAAUCCUUUUGGAUUUGGCUUGGAUGAUCUUUUUGGCAGUUUUUUCGGUGGUGGAGGUGGUGGGAGUCAGUUUGGUGGUUUUGGCAGUUCAGCCAAGUCUCAAUCUGGGUCCAAGAGUUCUUCCAAAAGUCUUAGAGCUGUAAAUUCACAGAUUUACAAGAAAGAAAUAGAGAAUGCAGGGAUGACUUGGCUUUUGUUAUCUUAUAUGCCCUCAUCGAUGGAGAUCCAAUACUUUGAAUCCACUAUAGAGGAGGUUGCAAGUUCGUUGCAGGGAGCUUUGAAGGUUGGAAGCAUAAACUGUGAAAAGGAAGUCUCAUUCUGUAAGGAGCUUAGCAUAUAUCCACGCAGAGCUCCAAGGCUUAUUGUUUUUUCUUACAAGGAGAAUGAAAAAGGUUAUUUGGUGGAGUAUAGGGGAAACUUGGCUGCUAAGAAUUUGAAGGCUUUCUGUCAAGAAUAUUUGCCAAGGUUUUCAAAACGAACUGACUUGAAUCAUCUUGAUCAAUUCAGCACUACUGGAAAGUUGCCUAGGGUGCUGCUUCUCUCCACCAAGAAGGACACUCCUGUAAUUUGGCGUGUCCUUAGUGGCUUGUAUCACAAACGCAUUACUUUCAUUGAUGCAGAGGUUCAUGAUGUUUCUGAUCCAAGAGUAAAAACGCUAGGAGUUGAUGCACUUCCAGCUAUUGUAGGUUGGCUACCAAAUGGAGAAAAGCGUGUUCUAAAAACUGGGAUAUCUGUGAAAGAUUUAAAAUCUGCAGUUCUUGAUCUUAGUAACAUACUUGAUAGUUUUGAAAAAGUAAGUAAAAAGGAAUCAUCAGGUCAGGCCAAGGAGGCACAAACUGACUCAGACGAGGGACGCGUACCAUUACUUUCUAAAUCAAACAUCGAGGCUCUAUGUGGUGAGAAAACUCCAGUCUGCAUAAUUGGUGCCUUCAGUUCUUCUAAAGCUAGAGAAAAGCUUGAAUCAAUCCUCUCUUUGGUUUCUCAAAAAUCUUUGUCAAGACAACCAAAUCAGGGAUCCAGCAGCUCUAGGGACUCCAUUUCCUAUGCUCUCUUAGAUGCUGCAAAGCAAAAAUCAUUUCUAAAGGCAUUUGACAAAACAGGUUAUAAAUCAUCAAAUAAUUUGUUGAUUGCCUACAAACCUCGAAGAGGGAAGUAUAGUAUAUUUAUGGGUGAAAUGACAAUAGAGGAGAUAGAGAAUUUCAUUAGCUCCGUUCUCAGUGGAGAUGUACCCUUCAGAGAAGCAACACGGGGGAAGCCUGUACUAGAGUAUUAGGUCAUAAAAGUGGGUUUUGACUGUUAUGGCUGCAUGCUCAUGUACAGAGUCAAGAGAUACAUAGAAUCUUUUGUUUUUUUUUAUACUAUCAAGAGUACAAAUGAUCUAAUUAAGAUAACGGCACAUAGGAUAUUAUUGAUCCAUGCUAAUUCCUCAAGGAUGUUUUAUCUAGCUUUUACUGCCAUUGUGAAUUCGCCAUUGGUGGUAUAUUUGGAUUAGGAAGGAAAGUGAAAAGAAAAAAAAUAGACAAUAGAUGAUAAUGUACCUUCUUUGGUAAGGAAGAAACUGAAAAAAGAAAAAAGAGUAUGAUAUAAAGGCUUUUAUAUAUAUAUAUAAAAGAUAAAUAUUGGUGCUUUUGUCUUCAUACACCUAAAAAGGGCCAUUUGUAAUUUUGCUGAAGCAAUUGCUUAGUUUGGAUGCUAAGGCUAUUACUACCCCACGGUUAUGUAAUUUUGCUGUUUUGGGCCCUAUGUUAAUAAUAAUAAAAAAUGUUAUUUAUUGUUUAA